AUGCCAUCAUGGCUCCCAUCAAUAGCAUACCCGCCCGCUCGUGACGAUGGCUACUGGGCUCCUAUCACCUCCACACUAGACUGGUGUGAAGAGAACUACUACGCGACAAGAUACUCCGCCGAGAUCGUCAACACGUUGACCAAUCUCCUCUUCAUCUUCCUCGCUUUCAAGGGAAUGUACAACUGCUACACUAAUGGUCACGACCGCAUCUUCUUCAUCACCUUCGUCGGCUACCUUAUAGUCGGAAGUGGGAGUUUCGCCUUCCACACCACGCUCAAAUACCCCAUGCAGCUCGUCGAUGAGUUGUCCAUGAUCUACACCACCUGUCUCAUGUUCUGGGCCACCUUCGAGCACAAGCGUGCGCAGCCGAUCCCAACACUCCUGGGUAUAUCUGUCGCCAGUCUCGCGGCUUUCAUCACAGGCUACUAUCAUUACCUGCAGGACCCGACGUUUCACCAGAAUGCUUACGCAAUCCUAACUGCGUUGGUCUUGUUCAGGAGCAUGUAUAUCAUGGAGGUCAGCUUACGACCAUACUUUAAGAAGAUGUCGGACAGUGGAGGUGUAGGGAAGUUGGAGAGGAGUAGAGAGGAUACGAGAGAUAAGAAGAUCAUUGGACAGAUGUGGAUGCUCAUUGCUUGCGGCUUGUCCACCUUCCUCGGAGGCUUUGUGAUCUGGAGCUUGGACAAUGUGUAUUGCUCGAAACUGCGCAGUUGGCGACAUGAGAUCGGUCUGCCAUGGGGUAUUGUGCUGGAAGGCCAUGGAUGGUGGCAUCUCAUGACGGGUUAUGGUGCUUACAUGUAUAUCAUCUGGGGGAUAUGGCUGCGGCACUGCUUGAACGGCAAGCAGGACGAAUAUGUGCUGGUCUGGCCGAGCAUGUUCACCUCCAUACCUCGUAUUGACCGGCGACGGGCUGAGAAUGGCCAUACGAAUGGUAGCCUCAAGAAGGCACAGUAG
Messenger RNA from Recurvomyces mirabilis, 954 nucleotides. RefSeq names its product alkaline ceramidase ydc1 (gene YDC1). The record is from RefSeq and is a predicted model, not a curated record. Gene Ontology annotation, biological process: ceramide biosynthetic process; ceramide catabolic process. Lineage: Eukaryota; Fungi; Ascomycota; Dothideomycetes; Mycosphaerellales; Teratosphaeriaceae. The transcript is spliced from 2 exons. Bases 1 to 954 code for a protein of 317 amino acids. Gene Ontology annotation, cellular component: endoplasmic reticulum membrane.